AGGCAGAGAAGGGCGGCCGGGCCGGGACUGCUCAGUGGGCCUUAGCCCCCCGGACUCGGGACGGGGCGCCCCUAACCCGGCCCGGCUAAGCACCCCCAGGGCGCACGGAGGAGGAAGGGGAAGAUGGCAGGAUUUCUAUAGUAUAUCUAGUAUGAGUUCCAUAUCUUGGCCUCUUAUCCAACUUCUGCAGUCACAUCUCCACCGCCUAGAGAAUAAAUGGGAUUUGCAUGAAUUCUAAACUCUCAACUGAAGUACAGACUGCAUUGUUAAUAUCAAGUAUCACUUUCUUCUGGUUGUUAUUAACAGCUCCUCAGAAAAUUAAAUGUCGUCUGAAGACCGAGAAGCUCAGGAGGAUGAAUUGCUGGCUCUGGCGAGUAUUUAUGAUGGAGAUGAAUUUAGAAAAGCAGAGUCUGUCCAAGGUGGAGAAACCAGGAUCUACUUGGACUUGCCACAAAAUUUUAAGAUAUUUGUGAGCGGCAAUUCAAAUGAGUGUCUCCAGAAUAGUGGCUUUGAAUACACCAUUUGCUUUCUGCCUCCACUUGUGCUGAACUUUGAACUGCCACCAGAUUAUCCAUCCUCCUCCCCACCUUCAUUCACACUUAGUGGCAAAUGGCUGUCACCAACUCAGCUCUCUGCUCUCUGCAAGCACUUAGACAACCUGUGGGAAGAACAUCGUGGCAGCGUGGUCCUGUUUGCCUGGAUGCAGUUUCUUAAGGAAGAGACCCUGGCAUACUUGAAUAUUGCCUCUCCUUUUGAGCUCAAGAUGAGUUCUCAGACAAAAGUGCAGAGAAGGACCACACAAACUUCGUCCAAUACAGAGCUAGAUUUUGGAGGAGCUGCUGGAUCUGACAUAGACCAAGAAGAAAUUGUAGAUGAGAGAGCUGUGCAGGAUGUGGAAUCAUUGUCAAGUCUGAUCCAGGAAAUCUUAGACUUUGAUCAAGCUCAGCAGAUAAAAUGCUUUAAUAGUAAAGUGUUCACGUGCAAUAUCUGUUUCUGUGAGAAGCUGGGUAGUGAAUGCAUGAACUUCUUGGAGUGUAGGCAUGCAUACUGCAAAGCUUGUCUGAAGGACUACUUUGAAAUCCAGAUCAAAGAUGGCCAAGUUCAAUGCCUCAAUUGCCCAGAACCCAAGUGCCCUUCAGUGGCCACCCCUGGUCAGGUCAAAGAGCUAGUGGAGGCAGACUUAUUUGCCCGUUAUGACCGCCUUCUUCUCCAGUCUACCUUGGACCUGAUGGCAGAUGUGGUGUACUGCCCCCGCCCAUUUUGCCAGUUGCCUGUGAUGCAGGAACCUGGUUGUACCAUGGGCAUCUGUUCCAGCUGCAAUUUUGCCUUCUGUACCUUGUGCAGAUUGACCUACCAUGGGGUCUCUCCAUGUAAGGUGACUGCAGAGAAAUUAAUAGACUUACGAAAUGAGUACCUGCAAGCAGAUGAGGCCAAUAAAAGAUUCUUGGAAAAGAGGUAUGGUAAGAGGGUGAUUCAGAAGGCACUGGAAGAGAUGGAAAGUAAGGAGUGGCUGGAAAAGAACUCAAAGAGCUGCCCUUGUUGUGGGACUCACAUAGAGAAAUUAGAUGGAUGUAACAAGAUGACCUGUACUAGCUGUAAGCAGUAUUUUUGCUGGAUUUGCAUGGGUUCUCUUUCUAGAGCGAACCCUUACAAACAUUUCACUGAUCCUGCUUCCCAAUGUUUUAACCGGUUGUUCCAUGCUGUGGAUGUUAAUGGAGAUAUUUGGGAAGAUGAGAUUGAAGAUUAAUUGACUCCUACUGCUCAAGAUGUGGAAGCAGAAUGGUUUGCCCUAGUCUUUUGUUGAGUACACAAAGUAACUGCAGGAUAUUUAGGGUCCCAUUCAUUUAUUCUUCCUAUGUAGAAGAUACGGAAGAACAAGGUUUAUAUUUUCCACGUGGUACUACUGAUUAAGGCACAUUUACUCAUUUUUCAAUGUAACAAAAUUGAAAAAAAUUAUAAACCAAAGGUUCAGAAAAUGUAAACUAGAGAAUAUUAAAUUACAAUGUGCCAGAAUCUCUGAUAGUUAAAAAUGCAAUAUUUAUUUUAUUACUCAAACUUUAGGUCAGGAGAGGGAUCAAGAGUUGAACUUAAAGAUCUCUUUAUUUCUGAGAAGCAACCCUCUUAAGACAUUAUGUAGGAGUCCCCUCAGUAGUACUACUUAUAACUGGGGUGGAUAGAAGCCCUAUUAAAAUUGUACUGAGAGCCUGAUCUUACUGUUACAUUCCUUCCAAUCUAAAUUUUUGCUAAAUUAGUCCUCCAGAAGGAGCCCUUUACUCUAUAACUGGAUGACCCAUUGUCAUUUUGAUCUAUUGCUUUUCAGAAUAGAAAUUUGUAGAUAACUUAAAAACUAUUUUUAAUACCACAGACACUGUGGGUCACCUGAUAUUUAUUAGGUGGUUUUGAGCCAAAUCUAGAAUUUAAUGAUACUGACACAGAAGGAUUUCAACUCUUUUCAACUUUCCUGGGCAGUAGAGCCUAGAUUCAAAGUAAUUAUCUUUGCUACUUUUGUUCUCUGUUGUCUCCCUGGCCCUGCCUUCCUUUGGUAAGGACAAUUUUAAUAUUAACUCCAGCAGCUCAAAUUUUUAUUUCUUCUGCUGGAAUAGGAAAAAGCCUGAUAUAGUCCCAAAGUGAACAAGCUGAACUGUCUUUAUCUGCUUUUUGAACACCACACCACUGUAAUUCCAGUACUAACUUUCUGAAUUCUUUGUGUAAGUCUUCUCUAAUGAGUUGUGGGGAAUUUGACUUCUCCCCCUUUUUUGCCAGAGCAGUGUUUGAGGGUAUAAUUUUGGCUUGAUACCUAGAUUCUUAUUUCUAGGCUUUGUUGGCUUUUUGAAAAUUGUCUUUCCAUGUGAUUUUGGUGAGUGGCCUGAUAACAAAAUAAGAUUUUUUGGAAAAAGAGGACAGAGAACUUCAGCUACAGCUGUGAAUAUGUUCUUUUUUUUCCAUACCUUGUCAUUGAAUACUGGGAAAUCACUUUUAACUAUUUAAUGUGUGUAUCCAAAGAGUCAGCAAGGACUGUUUCUGGAUUGUCAAUGAGAAUGCUUAAUCUUGAAAAUAAAAAUAAUUUAAAAACUGUCUUAUAAUUAGAGGAGAGUUGCUAUUUGUUGUUUAUCUAGGGCAACUAAUCACAUUUAAAAACUAUCUGAUACAUAAACACAUAAAGUGAGAAGAAAGAAGUUAGGGAACAACACCUUUUACCUGGGCUUAUGACUGAACUUAAGUUUAGUUCCCAUAUUUUGUUUACACCACAUAGUUUCAUGAACUUCCAUUCAACACAUUUUAUCUAUAAACUAAAGUUAAUUAUAAGAAUAAAUGGAAGAAAUGGAAAUUAAAAUCAUUACUUUCUUUACCCUUGAGAAGAGUGUUU
Messenger RNA from Talpa occidentalis (Iberian mole), 3367 nucleotides. It is a transcript of the gene RNF14, whose product is annotated as ring finger protein 14. Bases 323 to 1747 code for a protein of 474 amino acids. Gene Ontology annotation, cellular component: ubiquitin ligase complex; cytoplasm. Gene Ontology annotation, biological process: positive regulation of proteasomal ubiquitin-dependent protein catabolic process; ubiquitin-dependent protein catabolic process; protein polyubiquitination. Gene Ontology annotation, molecular function: ubiquitin conjugating enzyme binding; ubiquitin protein ligase activity; zinc ion binding. The transcript is spliced from 9 exons. The record is from RefSeq and is a predicted model, not a curated record. NCBI's taxonomy places the organism in Eukaryota, Metazoa, Chordata, Mammalia, Eulipotyphla, Talpidae.